Molecule: messenger RNA, 3905 nt
Organism: Oryzias melastigma (Indian medaka)
Lineage: Eukaryota; Metazoa; Chordata; Actinopteri; Beloniformes; Adrianichthyidae
Gene: mta2
Product: metastasis associated 1 family, member 2
Exons: 18
Coding region: 437-2425 (662 amino acids)
Biological process (GO): negative regulation of transcription by RNA polymerase II
Cellular component (GO): nucleoplasm; NuRD complex
Molecular function (GO): histone deacetylase binding; transcription corepressor activity; chromatin binding
Source: RefSeq, a predicted model, not a curated record
ACGAACAUUGCCGAACGUUUCCGAAGGUGACGAUGUGCGCACGACCGAAGGGGACCAGAAAUGAGUGUCUGUGCGCGAGUGCUAAACUGAGCGGAGGUGAAGAAGAGGAGGAUGAAGCUUAGAGGGGAGGAUGAGAGGAAGAGUAUAGAAAGAGACGAGCUAACUAAGUAUCAAUGAGUGAGUGAAUGAGGAAGAAAAGAUUCGGGUCAUCCGAAGGGCCGAAUUAAGGACUUUGGUGUUUUUGGACGACCUCCUCCGCUUUAAUAACGGAAACUUUCAACUUUUACCCGCGGCAGCUCGGUCUGUUGUGCCUGGAACCGGCUUUGUUUCACAACGGGGGUGUCUACGAUAAAUGAAGGAAUAAAAUAACCCCCCGGUGAUAUUUCAACCCGAGAGGGGGAUACCCUGGGACUGAUUUUGAUAAAGUUAGAAGAGGAUGGCGGCCAACAUGUACCGAGUGGGAGACUAUGUGUACUUUGAGAAUUCCUCCAGUAACCCUUAUCUGAUUCGGAGAAUAGAAGAACUCAAUAAGACAGCCAAUGGGAACGUUGAAGCAAAAGUGGUGUGUCUGUUCAGAAGACGAGACAUCUCAGGCAACCUCAACACUCUGGCUGACAGUAACGCAAGGGAGUUUGAGGAAGAGUCGAACCAGCCCAGCCUGACUGAGCAGCAGAAGCACCAGCUCAAACACAGGGAGCUGUUCUUGUCCCGACAGUUUGAAUCCCUACCUGCCACUCACAUACGAGGAAAAUGUAACGUGACCCUCCUCAAUGAAACGGACGUCCUGGCCGGUUACUUGGAUAAAGAAGACUGCUUCUUCUACUCGUUGGUGUUCGACCCAGUGCAGAAGACGCUAUUGGCAGACCAGGGGGAAAUACGCGUAGGCUCCAAAUACCAGGCAGAGAUCCCCGACAUGCUAGCGGAAGAUGAAUCUGAUACACGAGUCCAGGAGAAGCUAGAGACGAAGGUGUGGGACCCCGACAACCAGCUCAAAGAUCCACAGAUUGACCAGUUCUUGGUAGUGGCCAGGGCUGUUGGUACUUUUGCUCGAGCUCUGGACUGCAGCAGUUCCAUCCGUCAGCCCAGCCUCCACAUGAGCGCAGCUGCAGCCUCCAGAGACAUAACACUGUUUCAUGCCAUGGACACGCUGCAGAAGAACAACUACGACCUGGCUAAGGCCAUGUCCACGCUCGUGCCUCAGGGAGGCCCGGUUCUGUGUCGGGAUGAAAUGGAGGAAUGGAGCGCGUCUGAAGCCAUGCUGUUUGAAGAGGCUCUAGAAAAAUAUGGCAAAGACUUCAAUGACAUUCGCCAAGAUUUUCUUCCCUGGAAGUCUCUUGCAAGUGUAGUACAGUUCUACUACAUGUGGAAGACCACUGACCGCUACAUCCAACAGAAGCGACUAAAAGCAGCAGAGGCCGACAGCAAGCUCAAACAAGUGUACAUACCGACCUAUACCAAACCCAACCCCAACCAGAUCAUGGUGCCAGGCAGUAAGCCUGGGAUGAAUGGAGCAGCAGGCUUUCAGAAAGGGCUGAGCUGUGAGAGCUGCCACACGGCUCAGUCUCCUCAGUGGUAUGCGUGGGGUCCUCCAAACAUGCAGUGCAGACUGUGUGCUUCCUGCUGGAUCUACUGGAAAAAAUAUGGAGGCCUGAAGACCCCCACUCAACUAGAGGGAGCAGCGAGAGCUGGCUCUGAGUCAGGCCCGCGCGCCCACAUGACCCGCCAAGAAGUUCAGGGCAUGUCCCCUUUCACUCGCAACGAGGGCCGAGCCAAGCUGCUGGCCAAGAACCGCCAAACAUUUAUCCUCCAGACCACAAAGUUGACCCGCGUGGCGCGGCGAGUGUGUGAGGACAUUCUGCAGCCACGCCGCGCUGCACGCCGACCCUACGCCCCCAUCAAUGCGAACGCAGUCAAAGCUGAGUGUAUGAUCCGCCUGCCCAAAGCCACAAAGACCCCUUCAAAGAGCAAGUCUGUACCCCGACAGUCACUAGCCAACAUAGUAAAAGAGUUAGCCAUUUCUGCUCCGCUGAAGCUGAAGGCGUCCAGAGGACCGCCAACCCCCAUCAACAGGAACCAGGCCAGCCAGCCUCGAGUAGCUCAAAGCCUGCUGGGAAAGAGAGGCUUCGACAGCGCUGCAGGAGGAGCUUUCCCGGCCAAUGGAAGGCCGUAUACAUCAGGUAUGAGAACCACUUCCCAGUCAGUCAUCAAGCGGCAGAAGGUCAGCCAGGGGGAGGCUCCCAACCCUGUUGUGUUCGUUGCCACGAAGGACACCAGGGCCCUGAGGAAGCAUCUGACUCAGUCUGAAAUGCGCCGGGCUGCCAGAAAGCCUCACCUGCUGGUCCGGAUCAAGCUGCCGCCGCCGCCGCCCCGCUCCGUGCCCCUGCUGCCCUCCAGCACCAGCGAGACCAUUGUCCUGGAGGACUAGGGGGGUGGGUUUUAUGAGGGUGGGGGGUUGUGUUCACUUUUGUCUUAUUUCCCUGAUUUUAGUCAUGUUUUUCUUUACCCUUUAUUUCAUCCCCCACUUUUCUAACACACCUUUUCUCUCUCUCACACACACCUUUAAGGUAGAAUAAGCAGAUGCACACCGACCCGUCAGCUGGGGUCUGGAGCGUUUCACUGCAGCUCACACCCCUGUUGAUGUCCCCUCUUUUAAUGUAUAAAUGAAUCGGUGGGAGAGAGCACCUUCAUCCAUGUGUUGUGUGAAGAUCUGACACCGUGAUGCUGGUCACGAGGCAGACGGGAACAUCAAAUGUAUCCCAUCAUGCUUUUCCCUUCAGCGUAUGCAACUGUGGGACAUGCGGACACAGGUCCUUCAGUCACUGUCCAUGCAGUAUUCAGUCGUUUGUAGCCCAGACCACGUCAGGAGGACAGAACCAUGUCACAUAGAUGCAUACUUGGCAUCUCCCUCUGCUUUACAAAUGUCAGAAUAGUGAAUAGAAAAGAGGUUUAGCAAACAAACGUGGAUGUUUGUUAGUGUGCAUAGCAAGUUGUGCAUAUUGAAACAAACUGAGGGCUAAGUGUCGGAUCCUUUCAGUGUUUCCUGCCUGGUGGGUUUCAUCUUUUUGUUGUGAGAUGCUGCAGCCCCAUCACUGAGCUCAGCAAUCAUCUAGAACUGCUCCAGAUUUUGAGUCCAGCUUGUUGUUUUUUGAUGGACUGUCUUAGCUGAUUGUUUUUUUCAUGGCUAGUACAGGUUGUGUUUGGCAGCUCAUUCUUCAUGCCCAGCAGAGCAGAGAAAAUGACUAAAGGAAACCUCGUUUCCAUGCCUGCUUUUGGUACGUUUGCUAAAAAACCCAAAAAUGUCUUCAUCGUUAUUAGAGGUUCCACUUUCCAGGAUGGAAUGAGUUCAGUUUGGAGUCAAACAAACAGUAAUGUGAAACAUUUCUGUACACGUCAAUUUGGGCCAAACAAUGUUUCUCUUGCAUGUUGACCAUGAACUUUUCUGUAGAAGUAAUCAACCAACCCAGAAGCAAUGCUUCUGUCAUUUGAUGUCACAUGAAUGUCCCACCAUCCCAGCUGGUUCUUUAUUUUACUCCACUGCUUGUACAGUUCUUAGAGUCCUAGGAUUCAUUUGUUAACUGGAUGAUCCGAUAUCUGAGGUACCAUCAUUGUAUAAGCAAUUCCACUGAUUUUUUAUAAGUGCACUUGGUCUCUCAAAAUUCAAUCCUCACAGAAGAAAGAAAUUGUCCGUUUGAUUUUUCUAACUGGUUCUGGUUCUGGAUGCUGUAGCUGCAGGUGAACUGAGCCUGCUGAGCAUCAUGACACAUUCAAAGGGACUUUGUGCUGAUUUUUGUAAGUUGGACAGACAAAUGUGCUCGAACUGAAACUUUUGCCCCAGUUUUUAUUAUCCUGUCUGUACCUGGAAAUAUAUCUUGAUAAGAAUAAUAAAGAUUUUCUCCAUGGUUUAA